AUGUCGAUCGCAUCAACCGCACAUUCAGCACAAUUGUUGAACCAUGUGCUGACAGCCUUUCUCUCAGAAGAAUUGUCUGUCGAUCGUAAUCUACCCUUUGUUUUAGAGAUCAUAAUCAACCACCAAUUGCUUGCUUUUUCACCAGCGGAAGACAAUGUGGACGAAAGCGCUGUUUUCAGAAAAUGGACAGUUAGACUCAACGCAUUACUGAACUCAAAACAUGCAUCAGUACGCUGUGCCGCCAUUGCACUCAUCAAAAUUACUUGUGAACAAUCUUCUACUAUGCUUGUCACAAAUAUCCAGACAUGGUCUAUGCAACUUCUUAAUCUUGUUCUGAAACCUGAACCUGAGGUUGUUCAUAAAGAGGCUAUCAAUGCGCUUUCCUAUAUAUAUCAAUAUACUGUAAACAAGCCCGAACUUCAGCGUGAAAUCACAUCACCCAAUAUGAGCAGAUUUAACCAGGCUCUCUUGACAUUGAGCCAUAACCGUGAAUUUUUGCCUACCACACUUGCAGCCUUGACAAUCAAUGCAAAACUAUUCCCUUCAGCAUCUCGCCACGUUGCUGAUCAUUGUCAAAAACUUUGCUUGUCACACAUGGAUGGUUCUUAUUAUCUCGACACAGAGACCACUACAGCUGUUGCACGUUGUAUGGCAACAUUGUAUCAGACUGGCGUAAAGGUGGCUGUAGUGGACCAGUGGAAACAAACUCUUCUGCGACUUAUUGGAUCAGUCCACGUCUCGCUUGACCGUUUAUUCGAUACUGUAGAUGAAGAGUACGAUGUCAACGAUGCAUUGGAGAGCUUUCCAUAUCCCCCUCUUUCAAUUGACUUUAGAGAAGCCUUCCCAGUACUUGCAAGAAGAAUCCAUAUUCUCGAAGAGUGCAUUAUAGAGUUUACGAGCACGCAAACAAGUGUGGCUGUUCCAAUGCCAGUUUCCCAUAUUUUGGAUCUUGUCUGUAGAAUUUAUAAUGUCUAUGAAGGAUCGUUGAUGCGUGAAUAUAAGGAAAAGGCAGAGUUCAACUCUCUUAUGUCUUUCUUGCCAUCUUUACAUUUGGGUGCAAACAAACUACUUGCAAGCCUUAUUUACUGCUCAGGACAAGAGAUGUCACGAUAUAGUAAAUUGUUCUCACGGAUCCUACUCCGUCUUUUGACCGAACACAAGGGCAGAAGAGUAUUGAAGAUUUCUGUAUAUACCCUGAUGUCUUUAUGUUUCCAAAAAUGUGGAUAUGCAUUUGCCAAUGCUGUUGCGAAGCCAUUAUGUCCUAUCUUGUUAGAGGAUAUCAAACUUGUGGAAGAGCAGAAAAUUAGUGUCAUGAACCCAUCCCAUGGUGGAAAGAAAUCAGGCAAGAAGAGACGCCAUGAAGUUACCAAUUCAGAUGCUUUGGCAACCACCGAAACUGUUUCAGCAGCAGAUACCGAAGUUCAGCUCGCUGCUCUUUCUGUCCUUGAAUCACUCAUGACUUGCUACGGCUCUUCGAUGGAAAACAUUAUGCGCACCUCUAUUGACAGUACUCUUCUUUCAACCAUCCUCCAAGGAACUCAGAUGACAGAGACUCCUCGUGAAUCAUUUGUUCUUGCCAAACAGAAGCUUUACCAAUGUCUAUUAACAUCGGUUAUGCACCCCAUUGAAACACAAGCUAGCAUCCUUCCUCAUGCUAUGCGCAUUUUUUCUGCUGGUGUAAAUGAUCAAACUCAACAGCUCCGACUUACUUGUCUUCAUGGCUUGGCUGUGUGUGAUCUUAUUAUCCACCCUCGUCUCCCACCUAUUCAACGUGCUGCAAUCGAACCUUCGUCUGUACAUCUUCCCGAUACAGAAGCCUUCAAAUCUUCGGUAGAAAAUCAGACACCUACCACUCAGCAGCCUACCACUCAAGACAGCGAUGCAUUCGGUUCGCAUAGUGUAGCAGACAAUUUAACAGAACAUGACACAAAAAAGCAAAAGAUUACAACCACAGAAUCUAGUGAAAUUUAUCAGCAUAGUGUUUCGUCAAUUGUGCCUACAUUUGGCCAACCUAAACAAACAUCUUCUACUCAAUACACACCUACACAUACCUCACCUUCGCUGAACAUUCAGAAAGAUGAAACCGAGACGUUUAUUGCUACUACUACAACUACACUGGUGCCAGUAAAAUCUGUUGAUGAUGCGCCGAAAAGCCCAAUUACUAAACCUACAGAGACGACCCACGUAUCCAGUAUGAUUGCAUCGAUUACUUCAGAGCAAGAAACUUCACAGAGUAUAGCUCCCACUCCUGUUCCGCAAAACAUCUCUUAUGGAACAGAGGAUAUGGAUGAUGAUGACAUGAUGGAAAUACCAGAGAUUGAUUUGGCUGGUCCAGACUCUGACGAAGAGGACUAG
Messenger RNA from Phycomyces blakesleeanus NRRL 1555(-), 2355 nucleotides. RefSeq lists its product as hypothetical. Gene Ontology annotation, biological process: rRNA processing. Bases 1 to 2355 code for a protein of 784 amino acids. NCBI's taxonomy places the organism in Eukaryota, Fungi, Mucoromycota, Mucoromycetes, Mucorales, Phycomycetaceae. Gene Ontology annotation, cellular component: nucleus. The record is from RefSeq and is a predicted model, not a curated record. The transcript is spliced from 10 exons.